Molecule: messenger RNA, 2736 nt
Organism: Rattus rattus (black rat)
Lineage: Eukaryota; Metazoa; Chordata; Mammalia; Rodentia; Muridae
Gene: Vps52
Product: VPS52 subunit of GARP complex
Exons: 20
Biological process (GO): lysosomal transport; Golgi to vacuole transport; endocytic recycling
Cellular component (GO): GARP complex
Molecular function (GO): syntaxin binding
Source: RefSeq, a predicted model, not a curated record
AACUUCCGGUUCGGUCUUCUUUGGCGUCGUAGGGUUCUUGUGCGGCGGAGGAGCGAAAGGUUCCGGAGCAGGGUUGUGUUCGAGACGUUCACCUUCCCGUUUGCACCGGACCGAAGUGAUCAAAGCCUAACAGGGGACUCUGGAGCCAAUCACGUUAGCUCAACUAUCUGGGAACCUUUUGUUGCUCCGUAGAAGACGUUCCAGGACUUGUGGCUUUGCUUCGGGAAACGGACUCUCAGAGACUGACAGCUGCCGGAAGUGAGGCUGCGGGGGAAUGGCAGCCGCGGCGACCAUGGCGGCUGCUGCCCGGGAGCUGGUGUUGCGGGCCGGCGCUUCAGAUAUGGAGGAGGAGGAGGGCCCGCUGGGGGCUGGUUCUGGACUCCAAGAGCCCCUACAACUCGGGGAGUUGGAUAUCACCUCUGAUGAAUUCAUCUUGGAUGAAGUGGAUGUUCACAUCCAGGCAAAUCUGGAAGACGAGUUAGUGAAGGAAGCUCUCAAAACGGGUGUGGAUCUUCGACACUAUUCAAAGCAGGUGGAGCUCGAGCUGCAGCAGAUUGAGCAGAAGUCAAUCCGGGACUACAUCCAAGAGAGUGAAAACAUAGCCUCUCUGCACAAUCAGAUCACAGCCUGUGACGCCGUCCUGGAGCGCAUGGAGCAGAUGCUGGGAGCUUUUCAGAGCGACCUCAGCUCCAUCAGCUGUGAGAUCCGCACCCUGCAGGAGCAGUGGGGGCCAUGAACAUCCGACCGUAACGGCAGGCAGUUCCCAGGGAAACUUGGGGAACUCAAUCGAUGGGCUAGUGGUGCCUCUGCUCUGGUCACAGCAAUUCUCGAAGCUCCAGUGACAGAGCCCAGGUUCCUGGAGCAGCUCCAGGAGCUGGACGCCAAGGCGGCUGCGGUCAGAGAGCAGGAGGCAAGAGGCACGGCCGCCUGUGCAGACGUCAGAGGCGUGCUCGACCGGCUCCGGGUCAAGGCGGUGACAAAGAUCCGUGAGUUCAUUCUCCAGAAGAUUUACUCGUUCCGAAAGCCGAUGACCAACUAUCAGAUCCCCCAGACGGCCCUGCUGAAGUACAGGUUUUUCUAUCAGUUCCUGCUGGGCAAUGAGCGUGCUACAGCCAAGGAGGUCAGGGAUGAGUACGUAGAGACACUGAGCAAGAUCUACCUGUCAUACUACCGCUCGUACGUGGGGCGGCUCAUGAAAGUGCAGUACGAGGAAGUUGCUGAGAAAGACGAUCUAAUGGGUGUAGAAGACACAGCAAAGAAAGGAUUCUUCUCGAAGCCUUCCCUCCGAAGCAGGAACACCAUCUUUACCCUGGGCACCCGUGGUGCUGUCAUCUCACCGGCUGAGCUCGAGGCCCCCAUCCUGGUGCCCCAUACUGCCCAGCGUGGAGAGCAGAGGUAUCCGUUUGAAGCGCUCUUCCGCAGCCAGCACUAUGCCCUCCUUGACAAUUCUUGCCGUGAAUAUCUCUUCAUCUGUGAAUUUUUUGUCGUCUCUGGCCCGGCUGCCCAUGACCUGUUCCACGCCGUCAUGGGCCGCACGCUGUCCAUGACGCUGAAACACCUGGAGUCCUACCUGGCCGACUGCUACGACGCCAUUGCUGUUUUUCUCUGUAUCCACAUUGUUCUCCGGUUCCGCAACAUAGCAGCAAAGAGGGACGUCCCUGCCCUGGACAGGUACUGGGAGCAGGUGCUGGCCCUGCUGUGGCCUCGGUUUGAGCUCAUCCUGGAGAUGAAUGUACAGAGCGUCCGCAGCACUGACCCCCAGCGCCUCGGGGGGCUGGACACCCGGCCCCACUAUAUCACACGCCGCUAUGCCGAGUUCUCUUCCGCACUUGUCAGCAUCAACCAGACCAUCCCCAAUGAGCGCACGCUGCAGCUGCUGGGACAGCUACAGGUGGAGGUGGAGAACUUUGUCCUCCGCGUGGCUGCGGAGUUCUCCUCCAGGAAGGAGCAGCUCGUGUUUCUGAUCAACAACUAUGACAUGAUGCUGGGUGUGCUGAUGGAGCGGGCUGCUGACGACAGCAAAGAGGUGGAGAGUUUCCAGCAGCUGCUCAAUGCUCGGACACAGGAGUUCAUUGAAGAGUUGCUGUCACCCCCUUUGAGGUCCGGUGGCUUUGAAGGAGGCCUUGAUUGGCGUGGGCAGGCGGAGUCCCUGAGGGGAGGAAGGAGUUUUACCAACUUUCGAAAUGGAACCAGCAUCAUCCAGGGGGCGCUCACACAGCUGAUCCAGCUCUACCAUCGCUUCCACCGCGUGCUGUCCCAGCCUCAGCUCCGCGCCCUUCCUGCCAGGGCCGAACUCAUCAACAUCCAUCACCUCAUGGUGGAGCUGAAGAAACACAAGCCGAACUUUUGAUUCAGACCCCGGGGCCCGAAGCUCCCAUGGGCUCUGCAGUCACACAGUGUCUGUCACCUGGGACCCCUUUCCCGUUCCUGAUGUCUCUAAGGCUUCCACACACCUCACUCAGCCUCCAUUGCCAGGACUUGGCCUCAACAGAGUGUGCCCUCGGCCACUCCCUGGGCUUCUGAGGUGACCUUCAUAGCCCAGCCCGGCCAGCUCCUCCGCUGUUCACUCACAGCCUGUGAGCUCCCACCACCCCAGUCCCUGACUGACGCUGGGCUCUCACGGCAGAGCGGUGCAGGCCACACUGCAGCUGAUCUUCGGGCUCCACUGGGACAGUGGCAUCAGCUCCCGGCGGGCGCACUCUGCCUGUGGCAAUACAAGUACUUACUGUGCUGGGA